AUGGAGAAAGUUGCUGCUGAGGAUAGUGGACCUUGGAUGAUUAUUGGUGAUUUAAAUGAUAUAAAGGGAGAAGAUGAGAAAAGAGGAGGUGCACCGAUUAACCAAGCUAAAUGUAGUAAGUUUGUGGAAAGAAUUGAUAAGUGUGGAUUGAUGGAAAUACAGUCUUAUGGAAAUAAUUUCACGUGGAAGGGACCGCUGAUUCCAGGGUUUGAUCGAAUUUUUGAGAAACUAGACAGAGGCCUUUGUAGUAUUGAAUGGAGGCAAUUAUUUCAGGAGGCAGGUAUUAAGGUCUUACCACGGCUAGGGUGUUCAGAUCACAAUCCGUUGUUGUUAUACCUGAAGGAAGAGAGGAGGAGUAGGGGAGAAAGGCCUUUCAGAUUUGAAGCAGCUUGGAUGAUGCACAGUAAUUUUACUCCGAUGCUUAGAGAGAAUUGGAGGAAAGGAGGGGAAGCUAUAAGUAACUUGGUGGAAUUAAAAGGGAAGCUGACAGAAUGGAAUAGAAACACUUUUUUAAAUAUUCUGAAAAAGAAAAAAUGA
Neltuma alba is the source of this 537-nucleotide messenger RNA. RefSeq lists its product as uncharacterized. NCBI's taxonomy places the organism in Eukaryota, Viridiplantae, Streptophyta, Magnoliopsida, Fabales, Fabaceae. Bases 1 to 537 code for a protein of 178 amino acids. The record is from RefSeq and is a predicted model, not a curated record. The transcript has a single exon.